GUUGUUCCGGGUCGGUGCCACAGCCGGGAAGAUGGAGGCUCAGGGCCGCCGCCGGGCCUGGCACAGCCCCGAGCCUGGGCCCGCGACCGACCGCCACCGAUUGAGGAUCAAGCGAGAGGGGGCAGUUGGCCCCAAGCACCGGCCCUCGAGUUCGGGCUCCUCCGGGGGCAGCGUCUCUCCACCUGAGCACUGGCAGAGCCGCUCCCCGGCCCGGAGGAAGCCGGCACCCGAACAACAACAACAUUCACGGCCCGGGGGCAAGUUGAAGCGGGAACGGCAUGACCAUUCUCAACGGGAUCAUGCUGAGAGACGACACAGAGACCACUCUAGUAGAAAUGGGCAUCGGCGCAAGAAGAACAGUGACCGAGAGCGUCACAGAGAAUGUUCAGACCGGGGCCGAGGCCACAACAAAAGGAAUGGUAGCUCUCACACAGAAGGUGGUACAAGUGGCCGAGACAGGGAGGCUCAGCUCCUCAGCACUCAGCAGGCCGAGCGAGAGUACUACAAUGAGAGAAGGCGUCAAAACCGCAAUCAGUGUCCCCUGCUCAGUGAUGAGCAUCCUGCCUCUGAGUCAAAUAACAGCCAAGCUCAUAGUGGCAACACAGCCCCGGUGAAAGAGGAGCCAAAUUUUGAGCUUUCUGGUGCCCUCGUGGAAGACACAAACACCUUUCGUGGAGUGGUGAUAAAAUACUGUGAACCGCCCGAGUCCCGGAUCCCAAGGAAACGAUGGCGGCUUUAUCCGUUCAAGAAUGAUGAGCCUCUUCCAGUUAUGCACAUUCAUCGUCAGAGUGCCUAUCUCUUGGGCCGACAGCGGAGGGUCGUGGAUAUCCCAAUUGACCAUCCUUCCUGCUCCAAGCAACAUGCAGUGCUACAAUACAGACUUGUGGAAUUCACACGGAAUGAUGGCACACCUGGCAGGAGGGUGAGACCGUAUAUCAUCGACCUGGGUUCAGCCAAUGGCACGUACCUUAACAAUCAACGCAUUGAAUCACAGCGAUAUUAUGAACUCAAAGAAAAGGAUCUGCUGAAAUUUGGCUUCAGCAGCAGGGAGUAUGUCAUUCUACAUGAAUUCUCGGAUACUGCUGAGGUGGAUGCAAAAGAAGAGCAGCAUGACGAGGAUGAGGGAGUUGAAAGUUAAUAUAAAACCUUUCCCACUUUUUCUUUUUGAAAUUGGAACUGCAGGUUUACUUUUCCUUUCAAAUGUGCAGGUAAAUAGUUCUACUAGAAUUGCAAGGACCAGGUGACAGUUGACCAGUUUCAUAAUUUGAAGUCCAGGCUCACUCUUUCAGUUGUGUAUCUUGACUCACUCUCAUAUUGUCAGUAUUCUAUUAUAAACCAAUAUGAUAUUCGAAGAACAAAGUGUGGCCUGGUGAACAGAAUUGAACAGUAUAAUCCCUUCAGACCAAACAUUUAGCGCCCUAUUUUGAAUUUACGUUUCACAAUCUGAUCACUUUGCCUCCAGUCUGGUACUCAGGUGGAGUCACGCGAAAUAGUGGCAAGAAACUACAGAGUUUACUGUAGUACCUUCAGCAGAACAGCUACUAAACUGUCAACGCUGUUGGAGUAUGUGAUGGUUUUCAUUAUAUUUUGAUUUUUUUAGGUGGAGGAUAAUAAGCUUCGUAAGCAAACUAUUCUACUGGACUGUUUGGUCUUGGAACGUCAUCAGACAACUGCAUGUCGUUGCUUCAGGUCCUUUCAUUCAUCUGUUGGUUUUUAUUCAGGUUUUGAGAUUGUGCUGCUAGGCUGAAACCUAUAUAAUUACUUUCUUUUCCUGAAGCAGAUUGUAAACAAGUUCUGUGCUUUUCUUCAUUGAAAACCUCUUCUGUACACGAGUUACAGAAAUGGACUUUUCAGAAUCCCUUUUGCAUUCAAUGGUUAAUUAAGGAAAUGGUUCAAAAAUGGCCAAGAAUUUAUAAUUUUGACAGAAAACAUUUUAUGCUGAACCCUUUUUAUGAAAAAGUGCAGGAAUUUUUCCCCUACCCAGGAGUGAUUUAUGUGUCUGAGUUGGAUGUUUAUCUUGCAGGUAGAGAAAAGGUUGAGAACUUGUUUCACAAUAAUGCACUGCACAUAAUUAUGUGUUGCCCCAGCCAGCUUGGAGUUAAUUUUCAGGUUCAUUGUUUGCACCAGGAAGCAAGAGGAACAGCAAUAGAUUUUUCUACAGUGAACCCCAAUAGGUGGGACCAACUGUGUCGUGGUCUGUCUGGUUUGAUUUGGAAUUAGUCACAAACUUGGCUGCACCUGACAUUGAAGGGAACACUGAUAAAUGAUGGAAACACAUUAGCUACUUAUCCCAUCUGUAAGAUGGGGCCUUUGACCUAUACUUUUCCUUGUCCCUACAUGAUGGAUGUGCUUGCCACUAAAUGCCAUCCCUCCUGCUUUCUCUCUGAAACAAGUUGCAUUGCUAGGAUGUCACUGGCUCAGAGCCAAGUCAUUAUAAUGGUUGCUCCAAUGUUGAUUGGAAAUUUGGGAUGCAGUUUUUUGUUGUAAACUUUAAAAUCUUUGCACUGCCCAUCACUAAAAUAAAAACCUAGUCGCGUCUGAUGUUGGAUUCUGUCAGCAAGAUCUGAUUCCCAUCUCUUAUUAUUUAGCAGUCUGUUGCUGGAUUCAGGCAAGAAAGAUUUGGUUUAGGUAUAUUCUGUGAAAGCAUGUCUGUGCUUUUUUUUUAGUUUCUGACUUCAACUGGUUGUAUGUGAAAUAUUCCAAAAACAUUUGUUUAAAUUUUUAGCAGCUGUAUAAAAGCUUGUGGAGCUGAAAUGUUAAUCUGACACUUUUUGUCACUGCACAUGCUGCCUGACAUGCUGAAUGCUUUUUCACCUUUUCUGUUCUUAAAUAAGUUUCAUAAGGUUGAUGGAUUUCCCAGUUAAGAUGCCUGGCUGUCCUAGACAAACACUGCAUCCAACACUGCUUCUGUAACUGCUUAGAGUGAAGCUAUUUAAUUUAGAGGGUGAGGAUGGAGCACUGCUGUUGGGCACCUUGUUUGAUUUGUACUUCAAACUCACUGGCUACAUCGGAGGUCCCCUACCCUGACUCGAAAGAGUUUUGAUGCUGUGUAGCCUGCGUGAGAGGGGUAGGAAAUGUAGUUGCACUUGAUAAACAUGGCAUCUAAGGAGUUUGUUUUAUUUUAAAACAGGAAAGCGGGUAAGAUCUCUUUUUUUUCCACAGUUUUAAUGUAAUUGCACGCACCUAAUGCGUAUUGACCUUGAAAGCAACCAGUCGGGGCAAAAGAAAAAUUUUGACUAUUUAUUUUCUACUUACAAAAUUGUUUUCUUUGUUAACAAAUGUAUCUGCUAAAAUGUUAAUAGAUUUUCAUACCAAAGGGCUCAAAUUUACCCCUCCCAAUGUAGUCACCAAGCAAAGAAGUGGUCAGAUUGUUGCUAAGCAACAGAAGAAUGAUAAUGAACAAUGACACAUGCUUACCUUUUGGAACAUUUUGUUAUUAAAUGAAAAUCUGUUUUAAAAUACAGCUCAAAUUAUAUUUUGUUGUAUAAAGUAAACCGGUGUUCUUGUAGAUUGUAAUGUUGACUUUGUUACAAUCACUCCUAUGUUUUUGGCAGUCUGUGUCAUUUUUAGUAAAGUAGAUUUCGACAAUAGUUUUCUUGUGUUUGACCGCCUUUGUUAC
Molecule: messenger RNA, 3619 nt
Organism: Stegostoma tigrinum
Lineage: Eukaryota; Metazoa; Chordata; Chondrichthyes; Orectolobiformes; Stegostomatidae
Gene: snip1
Product: Smad nuclear interacting protein
Exons: 3
Coding region: 32-1138 (368 amino acids)
Biological process (GO): miRNA processing
Cellular component (GO): nucleus
Molecular function (GO): mRNA binding; protein binding
Source: RefSeq, a predicted model, not a curated record